Podarcis raffonei (Aeolian wall lizard) is the source of this 3719-nucleotide messenger RNA. It is a transcript of the gene ANO9, whose product is annotated as anoctamin 9. Gene Ontology annotation, molecular function: chloride channel activity; protein dimerization activity. Lineage: Eukaryota; Metazoa; Chordata; Lepidosauria; Squamata; Lacertidae. The coding region runs from base 416 to 2710 and encodes 764 amino acids. The transcript has 24 exons. Gene Ontology annotation, biological process: chloride transmembrane transport. The record is from RefSeq and is a predicted model, not a curated record. Gene Ontology annotation, cellular component: plasma membrane.
GCCACAGCAGUAUCAGUCUGACACAUCAAUGGCGGGAAGUGCCUGCUUUGUCCCUCCCCAGCCACUUGUGGUGCCCAGGUAAGGCGGAGGGGGCGGAAAGGGCACGCUGGCUUCCUCCUCCUCUUUCCUGCCUGUGGCAAAACCCGACAGGCGGCUCCCUCUCAUCGGGAAAGGAGAGAAUCGCGGCGCAGCCAGGCAACCUCACGCGGAAGUCCGCACUCCCACAGCCGCGGGGACUCUCUGAAACCAGAGACGACGACACACAGGAGUGGAGAGACCUAAACGAAGCGUCCUGGGGGUCCUUGCGGAUUGUUCCUCUCAUGGUGCGGGAUCGAGCUGAGUUCUAGCAAGGAGAGAUCUUGUCGUGAUCUUGCUGCACGGGGGAAGGGGAGAGAAGCACUUGCUUAUUUCCACCAUGCAGGAUGAAAUUGCGCUGAUGCCUUUAUCUCCCUUUGAAGACCACGAGGCUCUAAGCUCAUUCCCAACCAAAUGGGAUUUUGUCCUAGUUUGUGAUGAUCACAGCUUCAACAGCGAGAAAGAUAAGAAGAAGAAAAGUUUUCUGGACGAACUGUACAGGAAAGGGUUCAUUAUCAAGAUGAUUAAAGAUGAAAAGCUCUUUUAUGGAGUUCAGGCCCCAAGUGUAAUGUUCAGAAAGUACCAGUGGCUUCUGAAGAAUAUUGACACCGAUUCAGAAGUAAUAUCUGGGGUGCAGGAAGAGGACUAUUGGGAAAUGAUGAGUACAACAAGAAUACGUAUUGUCAGCUUUAUCCUGCAGAACAUAAAGAUUCAAAGCACCAAAGAGAACCUUCAUGAUCUGAUAAAGAAGAAAGUCUUUGAAACAGCAUUUCCUUUACAUGAGAGGGAGAAUCUGGGUGCAUUUCUGAAGAUGAAUUGGGCCCGAUGGAGAGACAUCCUCUAUAGACAGCCAAUUGAACAAAUCAGGACAUAUUUUGGAGAAAAAGUUGCCCUUUAUUUUGCCUGGUUGGGCUGGUAUACUUGCAUCUUGUUCGUGGCUGCUGUGCCAGGCAUUAUCCUUGCCAUAUAUGGGUUAAUUAGCUUCAAUUCCAGUCAGAUCAGCAAGGAAAUCUGUGCAGCCAAUACUACUAUGAUGUGUCCACUCUGUGACCAGAAGUGCCCUUUUUGGCCAUUGUCAGAAACUUGCACAUAUGCCCAGGUCACCCACUUGCUUGACAAUGAAGGGACAGUUCUCUUCGCAAUAUUCAUGGCUGUCUGGGCCACUGUAUUCUUGGAGUUGUGGAAGAGGAGGAGAGCUAAAGUUGUCAGUUACUGGAAGUUGUAUCUGUGGGAUGAAGAAGAGGAGGAACUGGCUAUGGAACUCAUCAAUAACCCAGAAACGGCUUCCCCACUGCACCAGCAUUCUUACAUCCGCAGCACUGUUGUACUCAUCUUAGUUGGGCUUAUGAUCUGCGUGAUUAUUGGUAUUGCCCAUGCACUUGUCAUCUAUAGGGUCGUGGUGACAGUCAUCUUUACUCAGUCUGACUCAGAAUUUUUCCGAGAACGAGCCAGUACCAUGGCAGUGAUGACAGGGGCUGUGUUGCAUUAUUUAACUAUCAUCAUAAUGAGCAAGGUGAACAGACAUGUAGCGCUGUACCUCUGCGAUAUGGAGAAGCCAAGAACAUUCACUGAGCGUGAGAAAAACUUCACCAUCAAACUCUUUACCUUCCAGUUCUUCACCCACUUCUCUUCUGUGAUCUACGUUGCUUUCUUCCUUGGGAGGAUUAAUGGUCGUCCAGGGGACUAUGUACGUGUAGGCGGCAAGUGGAGACUGGAAGAAUGCCACCCCAGCGGCUGCCUUGUAGAUCUCUUCAUCCAGAUGGCCGUAAUCAUGACAUUAAAGCAAACACUGAGUAACUUUGUGGAGUUCAUGUUGCCCUGGAUACGCUACAAGUACAAACUGCUGUUCAGAAAUCCCAAAAGCAACAACAGGGUUCAUAUGGAGGAGAGUGCUCGGGACCCAUGCAAGGAGGAAUGGCUGUGGAACUAUAACCUUAAUGAAGUCAAUGUCUUCAGUUUGUUUGAUGAAUUUCUGGAGAUGAUGAUCCAGUACAGCUUCACCACUAUUUUUGUGGCUGCCUUUCCCCUUGCUCCACUCCUGGCCUUUAUCAACAAUCUCAUCGAAAUUCGUCUAGAUGCUAUCAAGAUGGUGAGGCUGCAGAGGCGUAUGGUUCCGAGGACAGCAAAUGAUAUUGGUACCUGGUUGCUGAUUCUGGAGGCAAUUGGUAUUUUAGCUGUCAUUGGCAAUGGUAUGGUAAUUGCCAUCACCUCAGACUUCAUCCCAAUGCAGGUGUACAAAUACACAUCUAGCCCCUGCAUACAGAAGAAUUACACAGGCAAAGAUUGUUUGGCAGGUUACGUCAACUACAGUCUUUCGGUGUUCAACGUCCAGGACUUUGCGAACCAUGAGAAUCUGCCAGAACGUAAAGAUCCCAUGGGGAAUGUGAUAACGCACUGCAGGUACCGAGAUUACAGGAACAGUGAGGACUACAGUCAUACUGUUGAGUUUUGGCAUAUUCUUGCAGCACGCCUUUCCUUCCUUAUCUUGUUUGAACAUGUGGCCCUUUGCAUCAAACUGAUUGCAGCCUGGUUUGUGCCUGAUGUCCCCAGGGGCAUUAAGAACCUGCAUCUACAACAAAAACGUGAAAGGCUGUUGAAAAGACUCAGAAGAAUGGAUGACUCCACAGAAGUAUAGUGAAACAUCAUAUGAGAGUGCUGGGAUCAAGAGAAGAAAUCCUCAAGCCAAGCAUCUAGAAGAAUGGUGCUGUAGGCUUUGAAGAUGUCAGCUGAACUCUGCAGGCGUCGCUUGAUCUUUUCCUUACUGCUCUUGGAUUUUACCUCUUCACUGAAAGGAAACAGUGCCAUUGCUUUGCAUGGUAAGAUUGUUUUGAAUAUUCAAGUGUUCCUAGGAGACUACAGGGUAGGAACAAUGUCGCAUGUCAGAGCAUGAGGCAGAAGUAAGCAGGAGCGUUUGCACUGUCAAUAAAAUAACUCUAUUGCUAUAAAGUUAAAAUAAUCUUGGUUACACCAAAACUUCCAUGCUCUGCUGCCACCACUCAUAACAGAUUUGACACUUAACGCCCAUGAAACUCUCACAGCUGUCUCAGACUCACAGUAUAAACCAACAUGAAAUCUCUUAACUCUCAUGGCUCAUAGGAAUAUAUAUUAAUAUCUUUUCAUUUCCUUCAUUACCUUGAUGGUGCUCUUUGAGUGGAAAGAAAUAUAUUGUUUGUAUAACAUAUAUUUCCUUUGUAUAAUUGAACAGCACAUGUGCAAAGUUAUUUUUAUAGGGGCUUUUUUGUUUGUUUGUUUGCAUCAAAGCCUCCAAACUGCUGUUUAAAGUUCAAGAUAACUGAUAUUUUGAAGAUUCCAUAAUUUCUCUAUCUGCUGACAUCCUUUUAGAGAUUACCCCCUUUAGCUUUUUAAUGGUACACCAUUUGAUAAAAGUUUCUUUUGUGCUGGUUUAUAAAAAGGGACCCAGUUAACUGUCUACCUCAUAAAGCUGAUGGGAAGUUUAAUUCAGUUCUGAAAAGCACUUUAAAGCCUUUACCUAUAUUGUAAACACUCUUGAUUCUAUCAUUCCAUCGAGCCACUAGGAUAGUUGCCCUCACUGAAACUAUGAAUGAAACCCCUCAAAGGUGGCAAUGUUUGUAUUACCUCACUCAACUUUUUUACAUAUAAGUUGGGGUCAGAUGUACCCACAC